GUCACUUGGUUUUAUUAAUGGCGCCGGUCAUGUGCAGUUUUCAUUGCGGUUUCUUUUACAAAAUGAGCGUUCCCUCUCUUUGGUUUCUUUUUAGAGUUAUUCAAAGUUAUUAGUGUUGCAGGAGGGCUCUUUGCUGUAAAAUAAAAUAAGUCAUUUUGCACUGCUUCGCACGAAUUUACAAUUAGCGAUAACUAUUUUGACUAAAGGCGAUGAUACUAAGAUUGAUAUUGUCGACUUGUUCAUCGCGAGAACGUGUUUUGGUCAGAUUAUGUAGCACGGCGCUUCCAAUGCGAGAUAUCAAACCUAAAUCUCGGCAUUCACGACCAUCAUAUUUCGUAGACUGGAAACGAGUCAAAGUCAUCGGUGGACCAGGUGGCGAUGGUUGCAUCUCAUUUAUGAGGCUCUUUUGUAACCCAAAUGCUGGCCCUGAUGGAGGAGAUGGUGGAAAUGGGGGUCAUGUUAUCUUCGAAGCAACCAGUAAUGUCAAGUCCCUGGAGCAUGUACGCACAACAAUAUUUGGCAAUGCUGGCCUGCGAGGAUUUGGCAAAGACAUGCAUGGACGAUCUGGGGAGCACACCAUUAUUCCUGUACCAUUAGGCACUGUGGUGUGCAAUGAGGAAGAGAGCCCUUUAGCUGACCUGAACACAGAAGGAAGCCGGUAUCUAGCAGCCCGUGGUGGUGCAGGUGGCAGAGGAAACCACCAUUUUUUGACAAAUGCAAAUCGUCACCCACGCGUCUGUCAGCUAGGUGCCCAGGGAGAGGCCAUUAUCUACCAUCUUGAAAUAAAGGCCAUGGCUCAGGCCGGUCUGGUCGGCUUUCCCAAUGUCGGUAAAUCUACUUUGCUGCGCGCCAUCUCAAGAGCACGGCCUAAAGUCGCCGCCUACCCUUUUACAACGCUGAGGCCACAUGUAGGUGUUGUGACCUACGACGAUUACCUCCAGUUGGCUGUUGCUGAUCUUCCAGGCCUGGUGGAAGGGGCCCACAAAAAUAGAGGCCUGGGCCAUGCUUUCUUACGGCAUGCAGAGCGAUGUGGCUGCCUUCUUUUUGUCAUAGACCUGCAGUGCCCUGACCCAGCAAGUCAGUACAGUGUGCUGCUCUCUGAGCUAGAACUCUACCGUCAGGGGUUUACUGAUGGCGCCCAUGCUGUGAUCGCCAACAAGAUUGACCUGCCUGGUGCACUUGACCACCUAGAAAUCCUGCGAGAAGAAAUUGGUGGCCGUUAUCCCCUGUUUCCAGUGUCUGCAAAAUAUGGCACGAACCUUUUAGAUGUUUUGAAGUAUAUCAGAUGUGCGUACGAUGCUUCCACGCACCAAAAGUCUUGAGAAUUUGUAUAUUAUAGGGAUAAACUAUCUUUAUAUAAUAUCGUAUUGAUGUUAUUUCCACUGUGUCAUUUUGCAACACUUGUUGUAUCAAGUGAACUGUGGGCACAUUGAAUUUAACUUCAAUUUUACAACUUUUAAACGCUUUCUCAAAUAGCUGAACUGUGUGCUAUAUACCUGUGUCUAUAAACCUAUAUACCUGUGUCUGUAUACCUCCAUAAAGCUGACUCCUGACCUUCA
Messenger RNA from Rhipicephalus microplus (southern cattle tick), 1559 nucleotides. RefSeq names its product mitochondrial ribosome-associated GTPase 2. Gene Ontology annotation, molecular function: GTP binding; magnesium ion binding; GTPase activity. The record is from RefSeq and is a predicted model, not a curated record. Gene Ontology annotation, cellular component: mitochondrion. Lineage: Eukaryota; Metazoa; Arthropoda; Arachnida; Ixodida; Ixodidae.